Molecule: messenger RNA, 1548 nt
Organism: Microtus oregoni (creeping vole)
Lineage: Eukaryota; Metazoa; Chordata; Mammalia; Rodentia; Cricetidae
Product: Fc receptor-like protein 5
Exons: 11
Coding region: 1-1548 (515 amino acids)
Biological process (GO): cell surface receptor signaling pathway
Molecular function (GO): transmembrane signaling receptor activity
Source: RefSeq, a predicted model, not a curated record
AUGCCUCCAUCAGUCUUGCCCUGGGUUGUCUUCACGCUGCUGUGGCUGACUCCACCGGUUGUGACUCCUGUCAAUAGACAAUAUGAUCCAUUGGUGCUUCGAGGCCCACCUGCUGUGUUUGAGGGAGACUCUGUGGUUCUGAGGUGCGAUGCAAAGAAAAGUACAUCACAAAAGAUCCCGACAUUUUACAAGAAUGCGGUCCCUCUGCAAUCAUCUGGUCGAAGUUCUGAGCUCGUUAUUCAGCAUGCAGAUCAGAGGGCCAACGGUCAAUACCACUGCACUAAGAAGGGGUUUGGGUCCAAAAUUUCUUCCAAUACAGUCAGAGUCCAAGUCCAAGAAUUAUUCCCACGUCCUGUGCUGAUGGUCAGACCCUCUGAACUCAUAGAUGGAAGCCCGGUGACACUGGCCUGUCAGACUCAGCUCCCUGCACAGAAGUCAAAUGUCCAGCUCCAGUUCUGUUUCUUCAGAAACCUCCAGGCUCUGGGGUCAGGCUGUCACAGCUCCUCGGAGUUUCACAUCCCUGCCAUAUGGACUGAAGAUGCAAUGUGGUACCAGUGCACUGCAGAAACAACGGAUGCCCAAGUAAGCAAACGAAGCCUGCCAAUCAGAAUUACUGUACAGAGAGCUUUUGCAGACUUCCAAAUACACAUCGUCCCAGCCUCAAGGUUAGUGUUUGAAGGGCAGUUGCUGUUAUUCAACUGCUCAGUAAAAGGGGUCCCAGGGCCCAUCACACUUUCCUGGUACAAAAGAGACAAGCUGAAUAAGGAAACAAAGAUCACUAAGUCCUCAGAGGCAGAAUUCAAGAUCUCCAGGGUAAACAGCAGUGACGCGGGGGAUUAUUACUGUGAAGCCAACAACAGUCGCCGAAGCUUUGUCAGCAAGGCAGUCGCCAUCACCGUAAAAGUUCCAGUGGCCCGCCCUGUCCUCACACUUGGGGUCCCUGGAGCCCAAACUGUGGUGGGGGACAUGCUAGAGCUUCACUGUGAGGCUCUGGAAGCCUCUCCUCCAAUCCUGUACCACUUUUAUUACCAAAAUGUCACUCUGGGGAUCAGCUCAGCCCUUUCUGGAGGAAGAGGGUCCUUCAACUUUUCUGUGACUGCAGAACAUUCUGGAAACUUCUUCUGUGAGGCUGACAACGGCCAGGGGCCCCAGCGCAGUGAUACUCUGGCUCUGAGUGUUAUAGACACAACCAAGAACAGAAGAGUUCCUGUGGCUGCUGGAGUCACCGGGGGACUGCUCGCCGUGGCUGGCACGGCUGCUGGUGUGCUGUUUUAUUGCUGGUUCUCUAGAAGAGCAGGGGGAAAGUCUGCCUCUGGUGACUCCAGGAACCCUUCAUAUUCAGAAUCCCAGGAGCCCACCUAUUACAACGUACCAGCCUGUAUAGAACUGCAGCCAGUAUACAGCAAUGACCCUAAAGGAGAAGUGAUUUACACAGAAGUGCGUUGCGCCCUACAGAGAUGUAAGCAUGCAGUGUCUGAAACUAAUCCAAAGCUACCAUACAGCACUGCCUUCUCCGUUGCCCGUGAACGAGCUCAGGAUGACUGUUAA